AUGAGGCUUUCAAAUUGUAAUAGCCCAUAUUCUUGCUCAGUCUGGAGAUGGAAUUCUACAGUCCCUUAUCUUUUUGGAGGCUUAGCCUUUAUAUUUCUACUCAUUUCUAUAGCACUUGUCAUCCUUGCCUGUGCACAUUGCAGGAAGAAAUGGCGUAUCUCAUCGCCAAUGACAAGGGGAGAGAUCAUGGAGGAAAACUAUGGAAACAAUGGAACGCUAAUGCCCGGAAAUGUUAAUAACCAGAUUGACAUCAUUGUAAUGAAACCAAAGAUUGUUGUCAUCAUGGCCGGUGAUGACAAGCCUAGCUACUUGGCCACUCCAUCUCUUGCUUGA
This is a messenger RNA of Nicotiana attenuata, 333 nucleotides long. RefSeq names its product protein GLUTAMINE DUMPER 2-like. NCBI's taxonomy places the organism in Eukaryota, Viridiplantae, Streptophyta, Magnoliopsida, Solanales, Solanaceae. Gene Ontology annotation, biological process: regulation of amino acid export. The record is from RefSeq and is a predicted model, not a curated record. The coding region runs from base 1 to 333 and encodes 110 amino acids. The transcript has a single exon.